This is a messenger RNA of Carlito syrichta (Philippine tarsier), 973 nucleotides long. RefSeq names its product U2 small nuclear ribonucleoprotein B''. Gene Ontology annotation, molecular function: U1 snRNA binding. NCBI's taxonomy places the organism in Eukaryota, Metazoa, Chordata, Mammalia, Primates, Tarsiidae. The coding region runs from base 83 to 760 and encodes 225 amino acids. The transcript has 7 exons. Gene Ontology annotation, biological process: mRNA splicing, via spliceosome. Gene Ontology annotation, cellular component: U1 snRNP. The record is from RefSeq and is a predicted model, not a curated record.
UUCCGGUGCCUGGCUUCACUUCCGACUCUGGUUCUUACUAGAAACCGCGUGGGCCUCAGGCUAUUCAAAGAAUUCCCCAAACAUGGAUAUCAGACCAAAUCAUACAAUUUAUAUCAACAAUAUGAAUGACAAAAUUAAAAAAGAAGAAUUGAAGAGAUCCCUAUAUGCCCUGUUUUCCCAGUUUGGCCAUGUGGUGGAUAUCGUGGCUUUAAAGACCAUGAAGAUGAGGGGGCAGGCCUUUGUCAUAUUUAAGGAACUGGGCUCAUCCACAAAUGCUUUGAGACAGUUACAAGGAUUUCCAUUUUAUGGUAAACCAAUGCGAAUUCAGUAUGCAAAAACAGAUUCUGAUAUAAUAUCUAAAAUGCGGGGCACUUUUGCUGACAAAGAAAAGAAAAAAGAAAAGAAAAAAGCUAAAACUGUGGAACAGACUGCGACAACCGCAAACAAAAAGCCUGGCCAGGGAAUGCCAAAUUCAGCUAAUACCCAAGGAAACGCAACACCAAAUCCCCAGGUCCCUGAUUACCCUCCAAACUAUAUUUUAUUCCUUAAUAACUUACCAGAAGAGACUAACGAGAUGAUGUUAUCCAUGCUGUUUAAUCAGUUCCCUGGUUUCAAGGAAGUACGUUUGGUACCUGGGAGGCAUGACAUUGCCUUUGUUGAAUUUGAAAAUGAUGGACAGGCUGGUGCUGCCAGGGAUGCUUUACAAGGAUUUAAAAUCACACCAUCCCAUGCCAUGAAGAUUACCUAUGCCAAGAAAUAACAUCUGGGACAGUAAUCUUUAAAGGACUUGGUGUCAUUUACAGUGUUUGUUUUGAUAACAUUCGGUCAGGUCAUUUAAUAGUUGGAGGUAGAGGGGCGUGAAAGUGAAAUUUUUGUGAAGAACUUACAUUAUCUAGCAUUUCUUUAGCUUUAGUGAACUAUGAAAUAUGAAGGCCUUAAUUUUGUACAAUAAAUUUUUAUUUGUAUCCUGUGU